CGUCUUAUGAGUUCUCUUGCAUGGUCGCGUGUUUGAGGGUUCAGGCAGCAGCUAUGCUCCCCCGUUUGUUUGAUUAAACCAGUAGUAAUGCGUUGUGCGAUGCACGUAGGCUGCCGCUUGUCGUCCUAAUUCCUGCGCUAAAGCGUCGAGUGUGCCACUUCCUGCCAUGGCUUUCGUCCGUGCUUUGACACGAGCUGCGUCUGAAGCUGGUCGAAUUGCGAGAGCUGCUCGCCUGAUCCCUCCACCACAAAGGGAACUGAAUCAAAUCGCUCGUCAAGAAUCCUAUCUGCCUGCGACGUGUCUCCGCAAAGUCGCAGUGGAGCGCUUGCCGGCAACCUCUGCUGUGGAUCGAAGCGUAGUAUACGUACCUCCAGGCAUAAAAAGUCCCAUAAAUCUCCCAACUCUGCGGAGGUCCUGGGAUUACAAUCUUCCAUCCCUCGUGAAGCCGACCACAGUAAUCGGGGACAGUAAGGUGAUAGCACCGUCGACGGACACAAACUCCAAUGGAAUAGAGAAAACAGAUCCGAAACCAACGGGCGUUGUUAAUGAGAAGCGGGCCGUGAACAUGUUGAUUAUUCGCCGUAAAAAGAUGAAGAAACACAAGCUACGGAAACUGCGCAAGCGGAUGCACGCCCUGUGGUCAAAGCGGAGGUAUCGAAUUGAGAAGGAUAAAGAGCAAGCCUUCAGGGCAGAACUUUUAGCCCAGAUACACGAAGCGAGGGCGUUCGAUGCUGAGAAGUUUGUGAUGGGAGUGCUGGAUAAGUUGCGCAAUAGACCAAGGCCGGAGACACCUGAAGAAAGAAGGGAAAAGCUCCUUGAGCUGAUGCGUAAACACAGGAGCAAUGUUCAGUAUAUCAAGCCAAAGUUUGAUUAAGUACAUGAUAGGAAUUGUUUGUUGUACUUUUCUCAAUAAAACUAGAACUGUGCUUGUUA
Messenger RNA from Rhipicephalus sanguineus (brown dog tick), 933 nucleotides. RefSeq lists its product as uncharacterized. Lineage: Eukaryota; Metazoa; Arthropoda; Arachnida; Ixodida; Ixodidae. The transcript has 3 exons. The record is from RefSeq and is a predicted model, not a curated record. Bases 167 to 874 code for a protein of 235 amino acids.